Messenger RNA from Poecilia reticulata (guppy), 1945 nucleotides. RefSeq lists its product as uncharacterized. The record is from RefSeq and is a predicted model, not a curated record. NCBI's taxonomy places the organism in Eukaryota, Metazoa, Chordata, Actinopteri, Cyprinodontiformes, Poeciliidae. Gene Ontology annotation, molecular function: arylformamidase activity.
GUUUUAUAUACCCUUUUGAUUGUUGCAUAUUUUCAGAUGCUAUUCUUAUUACUUGGACUAAUCCUACAGAACUUUGGUCCACUGUUUGUUUUUAAAUCUGCUGUUGAAAAUAAAGCUGAAUGAUUUAACUGAAGAGAUGGUUUGGCCAAUUCUUGUUUGCCUAGAUGAGUGAUAAUGUAAAAUACCGCUAGAGGGCAUACUAGGGCAGUUUUCAUCAAAGCCUCAGUUUUCUGUUCUUAGCUGACAAGAGGCACCCAAUGUGCACUCAGCUCAUUCUCCUCAAACAACAUCAAGACCGUGUCCAUCUACCCAGCUGCUGCUCACAGGAUAUUUUCUUACCUUUGAACAAUUCUUUGUAGAUCUGAGAAAUUGGCAUCCUGCAAAAGCUUGUAUAGUAGUACUCAGAAGAAGGAGUAGACUUAUCCGCAAUAUGUGUUGGUGUUUGCCUGUUAUUGUGGGUUUCCUGGUUGUGGGCCUCCCGUACUUUGUCUGUUUUGUGGUCCAGUGGUUCUGUGGCUGGCCAGACAUGCCUGGGUACAAAAAGUACAUAGAAGCUCUAAAUCCAAGGCGGAUAUACCGUUUGACCUUUGCUACGUUGGAUCUUCUUAAAUACUUUCAGUAUUGGAAAUUGCAUUUUCAGAUUAAGGCCUGGUAUAGAAACGAGGAGAACAUCAAGCACUGCAAAAAGGGCAUUGUUUAUGGGCGUCGAGGCAACAAGCUGGACUUGUAUUACCCCCCUAUACAGAAUACAGAUGAGCUUCCUCCUCUGGUCGUGUUUAUCUAUGGUGGUGGAUGGAGCACUGGACACAGAUCUACUUACUGUUUACUGGCGAGGCAGAUGGCUGAAGAACUGGAUGCAGCUGUUGUUUGUCCAGAUUACUGUACUUAUCCAAAGGGAAAUGUUCUAAUGAUGAUUCAAGAUAUUGCAGACUGUUUGAUUUGGGCACAAGAGAACGGACAGAAGUUCAGCUUUGACAAGGACAACAUUGUUUUAGUUGGCCAUUCAGCAGGUGCUCAUUUGGGUGCGAUGACUGCACUAUUUCUCCUCGACACACGAGAGGAGCUGGUGAUAGAGUCAAAGAAACAGCAGCAGAUUUUACAGUCAAUACGAGGAGUUAUUGGGAUGAGUGGUGUUUACAGUGUCAUGGACCAUUAUGAGCAUGAGAAGAAGCGAGGAAUUGAGUACGUCUCUUGUAUGUCAAGAGCCAUGAAUGGGGAGAAAAACUUUCCACACUACUCACCCAUGCAUAUAGUACAGAACCUUAGUGGUGACAAGUUGAGCAGAGCUCCGCGGUUCAUUUUGCUUCACGGGAAUUGUGACAUCAUUGUUCCGGUUGAGUCUUCUAUAAAGUUCUACAAGCUCCUCUCUUCGCUGUCCGGAAAUGUGUCGCUCCACCUGCUUCCUACCAUCAACCACACUGAGAUGGUUACUGACCUCAUGCUGUCAAGCAGGCGCUUCUACCAUCCGAUCUUCAGAUGCAUCGAACGUGAGUUCAGGAAACUCCUAGCCCUAAGCAGUGUUUCUUUUUCACGCUGCAUUCACCAGACAGCCAGUACGUCUCAGAGUUCAGCACAGAAAACGUCCUUCACCACCUGAGCCACAGCUGCCUGUUAUGAAAUCAAGACUGAAAAAGAUUAGCUGAAUACAAAGUGAGGUCAAACUUCACAUACCAGCUGUUUUAUUAAGAGACGUGCGUAUAAUACUAUGUUAAAAUAUUAUUAUUAUUAUUACUACUGGAGUCAAAUUGCAGAAGCAGUACCUCUUAUUCUUAGGCUACUGGUUUUGAAGUGAAUGCAGAUGCACAACAUUGAUCAUAUUAUUUGUUGUGUUAAAUAUAAUUUAUUUUGUAUGGUAAAAUCAGCUUGAAUGUUGUGAUGUUUAAUUUAAUACCAAUAGAAUAACAUUUAUGUUAUUGAUAUUAAAUGCACCUUAAGAAAUGUUGAA